This is a messenger RNA of Arabidopsis thaliana (thale cress), 1839 nucleotides long. RefSeq names its product UDP-galactose transporter 5 (gene UTR5). The coding region runs from base 36 to 899 and encodes 287 amino acids. The record is from RefSeq and is marked reviewed. Gene Ontology annotation, biological process: 3'-phospho-5'-adenylyl sulfate transmembrane transport; transmembrane transport. NCBI's taxonomy places the organism in Eukaryota, Viridiplantae, Streptophyta, Magnoliopsida, Brassicales, Brassicaceae. Gene Ontology annotation, cellular component: membrane. The transcript has 9 exons.
AUGGAGAGAGAGAAGCGGAUCGUUAAUGGAGAAAAAUGGCUGAGCCAGAUUCUGUAAACGAAGCCAAGGAGAAGAAGAAGAAGCUAUGGAAAGCUGUUUUCGCAAUCUCUGGGAUCAUGCUCACUCUCGUCAUCUAUGGUCUUCUUCAGGAAAAGAUCAUGAGAGUACCUUAUGGAUUGAAAAAAGAGUACUUUAAGCACUCUUUGUUUCUUGUUUUCUGUAAUCGUCUCACUACAUCAGCUGUUUCUGCUGCUGCUUUACUGGCAAGCAAGAAAGUUUUGGAUCCUGUAGCUCCGGUUUAUAAGUAUUGUCUUAUAUCAGUAACUAACAUCUUAACCACAACAUGCCAAUAUGAGGCCCUCAAGUAUGUGAGUUUCCCAGUCCAAACUUUGGCUAAAUGUGCCAAGAUGAUACCUGUAAUGGUUUGGGGAACUCUCAUUAUGCAGAAAAAGUAUAGGGGAUUUGAUUAUCUAGUGGCCUUUCUCGUGACUCUUGGCUGCUCUGUGUUUAUUCUUUUUCCGGCGGGAGAUGAUAUUAGUCCGUACAACAAGGGAAGAGAAAAUACUGUGUGGGGUGUAUCCCUUAUGGUUGGUUAUCUUGGGUUUGAUGGUUUUACAAGCACAUUCCAAGACAAACUUUUUAAAGGUUAUAAUAUGGAAAUACAUAACCAGAUAUUCUACACAACAAUUUGUUCCUCUAUUCUUAGUUUUACUGGCCUUAUAUUGCAAGGACAUUUACUCCCAGCAGUAGACUUUGUUUCUCGACAUAGGGAUUGCCUAUUUGACAUAGCUUUGCUUUCCACUGUAGCAACAGCCAGCCAAUUUUUCAUUUCCUACACCAUUAGGACAUUUGGUGCUCUAACGUUUGCUGCCAUAAUGACUACAAGGCAGGUAAGUUAGUCUGAUCUCAACUCUUUGAUUCAUAAGCACAAUAUAAUCAAAUCUAAUUCCUUCUUCGUUGUCUGAAAAAUAAAAAGCUUGCCAGCAUCAUGCUCUCCUGCAUUUGGUUCUCACACCCGCUUAGCUGGGAGCAGUGUAUUGGAUCCGUAAUUGUUUUCGGAUCUCUAUAUGCUAAAACCUUCGUGAAGAAGAAAUCAGAAAAGCCGCCGGCAGCUCAAGAACUUCCACGGGAUGAAGAGGCGCAGCCUCUGAAGGGAAACCCUUAAAGCACAGAGAGAGCUUUAUCUUCUCUGAGGCUUAAACAGUUACCAGCCAAAUCUAAAGAUCCCUCUGUCUUUGAGGCAUCUAACUAACAAAACUAAAGCAGUUGAGUCAUACAUGACGUAGGACGGGUACUUAUAGAGACCAAUGAGACCAAGGAUCAAUUUAUUUACUGUUUCUGUAGACUUGUUAAAAUGAUUGUGAAGUAAAAUUGUUAUGGAGUUUUGAUAUUGUAUCAAGAAAUAUCAUAAAUUUGUGAUACAAUGGCUGAUUCAUAUCAACUGAAUUUAAUACAGUAACAAUUUUGGUUUAAAGGAUCAAACAGAACUUAAAAGUUUGGUUAUUACAGAGUUUACGAUUGACACAAUAUAAGAAAUUACACUAAAGUCAACAUUAGAGUUGGUGAGAAAAUCCUUUGCCUUAUUUAUCAGACAAGUAAUCAGGGAUAUAUGAAACAAUUCCACUUUCACCAAUGAGAGUUCUCCAACCUUACCAAUCAAGCUUACCAGACUCGUUCUCCUGUCAACAUCUCAAGCACGGUACACCCAAAAGCCCACACAUCCGCACCAUAAUCCAAAACAUUGUCCCUUAUAAGCUCCGGUGACAUAAACCUUGCAGUGAUAGAGAACGUUGCACCAUAAUUGUUUUUUAGAUACUUUCCAAUAAUAAAGAACAGUUU